AUGACGCUUUUUAACAUCCCCGAGUUGAAAACUCGUACUGGAACUUUACGCGCCUAUCACUUGGCUGCCAUCGUCUUUAUCUCGUCCUUCCUCUCAGCCUAUGACUCUGGAAUCGCAGGUGGUAUCCUCACCUACAAGUCCUUUGAGAAUGAUUUUCGAUACUCGGCGGCCCAAAAGUCAAGAUCAAGAGUCUCGUCUUUGACCGUUGGUUUGGAACAACUGGGCUCGUUCAUCGCGGCUGGUUGCGUCUACCCUCUCACCAACAAGUAUGGUCGGAAGAUCUGCAUUAUUGCCUCAACUGCUCUGUUCGUGGUCGGAGUAAUCAUUCAAGUCAUCAACACUCGCUCGCUUGCGGCUUGGUACAUUGGUCGUAUUGUCGCAGGCUUGGGAAUGGGCGGUCACAGUGUCGUGAUUCCCAUGUACUCGGCCGAAAUGACUCCCAAGGAGAUUCGAGGCCGAUGCGGUUCGUUUACCAGUGGCUCUAUGCUUGGGGUGUCUUUGUCGCAUACUGGGUCAACUAUGUGGGUUUCCACCAUUUUUGGCGUAUCCGAAACCGCUUCUCUGGCUGGCUCCUCGCGCGAGUGGCAGAUCCCAGUGGGUCUGCAAUUGAUCUCCGGAGGCAUCCUCUUUAUCGGCACUCUUACCCUCCCUGAGUCCAUUCGCUGGCUGCUGACCCAGAACCGCACUGACGAUGCCUGGAAAUCCAUUGUUUGGAUCAGAGGUGGUGAUGGCGACAAGACCAGCGCUGAGUUCGCCGAGACACAAUUAGGGCUGCAAGCCGAGCGCGCAGAGCGUGAAGGAUUGAGAAACCUUCUCAAUCAGCGAACUCUGGGAGCCCGCAAAUCGUCUGCGCUUCUUCGUUGGACCUCUCAUGUUUAUCUUUCAAAAUGCGACGGGAAGCAGCGCGCUGGCUGUAUUUGCUCCGCAGUACUUCAAGCUCAUCGCUGGCAGCGGUACGAACCGCAACAUGCUGCUAACCGGUCUCUUCGGUGCCGUCAAAGUCAUUGCAUGUACAAUUUUAUCUGGGUCCUCGCAGAAAGACUAAGUCGUCGCAUGACGUUGGUCGGUGGCGCAUUACUGAUGGCCAUGUGCAUGUUGAUCACAGCACACAUCGUUGACUAUAUCCCAACACAGUCGUCCACCAACGUUACAGCUGCUGGCCGUGCGACAGCCGCGAUGAUCUACCUGGAUAUCAUUGUCAAGAUCUUCCUAACACGGAUCCGUGCUCUCGGGUUGGCGGUCAGCAUGUUGGCUCACUGGGCAUCGUCCUUCUGCUUCUCAUUCGCAAGUCCUUAUAUGAUCUCCAAAGUGGGUGCUAACACGUUCCUCAUCUUCAUGGGCUUCAAUUUCGUGGCCGCUGUUUUCUGCUGGUUCUUUGUUAAGGAGACUCGUGGCAAGAAUCUGGAGGUCGCUGCUGGUACCGAGUGGGAAGCUGCUGAGCGAACCUCUCGUGAAGAUGGCGAAAAGGGCGUUGUUGUGGGGGUGGACGGCAAGUAG
Messenger RNA from Penicillium maclennaniae, 1497 nucleotides. RefSeq lists its product as uncharacterized. Gene Ontology annotation, cellular component: membrane. Gene Ontology annotation, molecular function: carbohydrate:proton symporter activity. The record is from RefSeq and is a predicted model, not a curated record. Gene Ontology annotation, biological process: transmembrane transport; carbohydrate transport. Lineage: Eukaryota; Fungi; Ascomycota; Eurotiomycetes; Eurotiales; Aspergillaceae. The transcript has 4 exons. The coding region runs from base 1 to 1497 and encodes 498 amino acids.